AUGUCAUGGACAGCAGAUCCACAAGCAUUAGAACAAUUGAAACAUAUUUUUAAAGGUACCUUAUCGAGUAAUAAUGAAGAAAGAAGAUUGGCUAAUGAAGCAUUAAUUGAAGCUAAACAGCAACCAGAAAUUGAGAAUUAUUUAUUUGAUUUAUUAAUUAGUGAAGAUAAUAAUACUACCAAUGGUUCAAAUACUGGUAAUGGUAUUAUUUCUACCCGAUCUGAUGUUCGUGCUGCAGCAGGGAUCAAUUUAAAGAACAAUAUCUUGAAAAAUCGUACUUUAGAUCGUACUUAUUUAAUGAAUAAUAUCAUGAAAGGUUUAAUGUCUUCUGAAUCAUUAGUUAGAAAUAUUACUGGGAAUGUCAUUACUUCAAUGUUUUCAAUUUAUGGAUUAGAUCAUUGGUCUUCAGCUUUAAGUGAUUUAUUAAAUAUAAUUCAACAACCUCCAAUUAAUGGGAAGUAUAUUUAUCAAGAAGCUGCUAUGAGUGCAUUAAGUAAGAUUUGUGAAGAUUCAUAUUUGGAAUUAGAUCGUGAUUUUAAUAAUGAAAGACCAUUGAAUUUCUUGAUGAAUGAAUUUUUAAAAUUAAUUGAACAACAUCCAAGUUUCAAAAUAAAAUCAGGUUCAAUCCAUUGUAUAAAUCAAUUUAUUCCUUUGAAUACUCAAAGUUUUUUGGUAGUAUUGGAUAAUUAUUUAAGUAGUAUUUUCAAUUUGGCUGGAAAUGAUAAUGGUCAACAAAAUGAUGAAAUUAGAAAGAAUAUCUGUACUUCAUUUUUAUUAAUUGUUGAAACUAGACCUGAUAAAUUAUUACCUCAUUUAGAUGGGGUUAUUAAUUAUUGUUUACAUUUAAUGCAACAAGACACAAGUGCUGAAGUUUCUUUAGAAGCUUGUGAAUUCAUGUUGGCUUUAGCUACUAAUAAUAAAGAAUUGAAUGCUUUCAAUCCUGAGAAAUUGAAAUUGAUUUUACCUAUUUUAUUGGAUAAAAUGGCUUAUUCAGAAGAAGAGAUUUUCCUUAUUGAAAUUGCCGAUUCAAAAGAUGAUGCUCACGUGGUUGAUAAAGAUGAAGAUAUUAAACCAACUAAUGCAAAGUCAAAGGAUACAAGAAAUGGUAACCUAAGUAAUGGAAAUAAUAAUAACAACAAUAAUAAUACUACCAAUCAACAAUUAGAACCUGAUUCAGAUUCAGAUGAUGACGACGAAGAUGACGAUGGAGAAUUACAACAUUGGAGUUUAAGAAAAUGUGCUGCUGCUACAUUAGAUGUUUUAAGUGAAUCAUUACCUGGUGAUGUUUUAAUGGUUACAUUGCCAAUAUUACAAGAAAAGAUUGUUUCUCCCCAUUGGCCGAUUCGUGAAGCAGCUAUAUUAGCAUUUGGUGCUAUGAGUGCAAGUUGUAUUGAAUUAGCUAGUGAUAAAUUACCUUCUUUAGUUCCAUUUUUAGUUGAUAGAUUACAAGAUACCGAACCAAGAGUUCGUCAAAUUACAUGUUGGACAUUAUCAAGGUAUUCAACUUGGGUAAGCGAUGAAGCUCAUGAAGGUGGGGAAUAUGCCAAUUAUUUCCAACCUACUUUCCAAUCAAUUGUUACAUGUGCAUUAGAUUCUAAAAAAAUUGUCCAAGAAGCUGCAUGUUCAGCAUUAUCUUCAUUUAUCGAAGAAAGUGAUUCUUCAUUAAUUGAAUUUUAUUUAUUACCAUUAUUGGAACAUUUCUCCAAAUGUUUCCAAGUUUAUCAACGUAAGAAUAUAAUCAUCUUGUAUGAUUGUGUUCAAACAUUUGUUGAAAAAAUGGGAUAUGAAAAUUUAUCAAAAAAUCCAGAAUAUGCUAAUAUUUUAUUACCUCCAUUGUUAACUAAAUGGCAAGAAUUAGAUGAUGAAGAUACUGCCCUUUGGCCAUUAUUAGAAUGUAUGGCAUCAAUUGCAUCUUCAUUAAGAGAAAUAUUUGCUCCAUAUGCUGUCCCAGUUUAUGAUCGUGCCCUUAAAAUCUUAUCAAACUGCAUAUUAUUAGAUCAAGAAUGUCAAACGGAUCCAGGUAUUGAUCCACCAGAAAAGGAUUUCAUGGUCACUUCAUUAGAUUUAGUUGAUGGAUUAAUUCAAGGAUUUGAAUAUCAUUCAGUUGAUUUAAUUAAUCAGAAUAAAAAAUCCAAUUUAAUUGAAUUAUUAUUGAUUUGUUUUGAAGAUUAUAAUGGUGAUGUUAGACAAUCUGCUUAUGCAUUAUUGGGAGAUUUAGCCAUAUUUGCCAUUGAUUUAUUGAAACCAUAUUUAAGACAAAUAUUCAUUAGUAUUGGCAAUGAAAUUAAUAAUAGAACUUAUGAAACUUACCCAAUUUAUAAUAAUGCCAUUUGGUCAUUAGGAGAAAUGUCAAUUCGAUUAUCAAAAGAGGAAAUUCAAGAAUAUAUUAGUAAUUUCCUUGAUUUAUUAAUUCCUGUUAUUAAUAGUUAUGAUAUUCAAUCUACAGUUAUUGAAAAUGCAGCUAUUUGUUUAGGUAGAAUGGGAAUUAAUACACCAGAUUUAGUAUCAUCAAGAAUAAUUGAAUUUAUUCAAUCAUGGUGUUCGAAAUUUUUAUAUUUGAUUGAUAAUAAUGAAGAAAAAGAAUCAAGUUUUAGAGGUAUGAUAAAUAUGAUUAAUUUGAAUCCUGAUAAUGGAUUCGGAGGAAUUUCAACUCAACAAGGUAAAAAGAAUUUAGCAGGAUUUUUAACUUGUAUUGGUAAUUAUCAAGAUUGUCCAAAUGAUUUACAAUCAAGUUUUAUUGAAUUAAUUAAUAAUUAUAAGCAAUUACUUGGUAAUGAUUCAUGGAAUCAAGUGUUAAAUUUCAUUAGUGAUCACGAUAUUAGAAAUCGUUUGAAUAGUAUAUAG
Molecule: messenger RNA, 2844 nt
Organism: Candida tropicalis MYA-3404
Lineage: Eukaryota; Fungi; Ascomycota; Pichiomycetes; Serinales; Debaryomycetaceae
Exons: 1
Coding region: 1-2844 (947 amino acids)
Biological process (GO): protein import into nucleus
Cellular component (GO): cytoplasm; nucleus
Molecular function (GO): nuclear import signal receptor activity
Source: RefSeq, a predicted model, not a curated record